AUGGAUCCUAUCAGUAUCCUUAACCGGAUAUUCGCCACUCCAGAAUCGCUGCAAAGAGUCCAGGAGGUCCAGGACCAUAUAGAACUUUGCCAGUAUUAUCUGGAGUUCGAGCUGGCCGAGGCUCUGAGUCUCGACGAGCAGGAGCAGAGUGCUAGAGAAAGGGCCCUGGCUGCCCCCCAAAAUCUGGCCCAUGUCCUCCAGCAAGUGAAAGAAAUGCAAGCUGUUGGUGAAAAAACACGCCAGCAAGUGUACGAUAUGACGAAAGACAUCAAUAAACUCGACAAAACAAAAGACAAUCUCGUGCAGUCGGUAACAAUCCUCAAGCGGUUGCAAAUGCUGAGCAAGGUCUAUUCACAGCUGGAAAUUCUUGCGAAAAACCGGAACUACAAAGAGCUUUCGUCGGCUGUUUUAGUUGCCAGCGAGUUGAUGAGCUAUUUCAAGCCGUUCAGAUCACUCCCCCAGGUUGCCGAGCUCAGCCAGCAAAUCAGUACGAUUCAGACUCACAUCUACGACCAAAUCAAGCAAGAUUUCCGUGAAGUGGUCCAAGGCAAACCUGACUUAUCCCAAGGUGGGUUGGCCUAUGCCUGCGAGGCAUUGGACAGUAUCAACCAUGACGCCAGGGGCCAGCUCGAGGAAUGGUACUGUACAACUAUGCUUAAAGAGUAUGGCUCACUUUUCAAAGUUGGUGAAGAGGCCGGAUCGUUUGAUAAUGUGGGCAGAAGGUAUGCAUAUCUCAAAAAAGUCUUUUAUUCUCACGAAAACAGCGAGACUCACUUCCCCCAGUCGUGGAAUGUCGGCCUAUUACUGGUGAAUCAGGCAUGUAACUAUACCAAAAAGGACCUUGAAAUACUGUUGAAACAAUUCAGCACAAAUGCCAGGGGCGCUGAACAGAUCCAACUGCUCCUGAACACGCUAAAUGAGACCUUCGAGUUUGAACACUACCUUAGCCGGAAGCUCGGCUCAGAGUUCAAGGCAGAUCUGUCCACAGUAUUUGUCCCCUAUCUGUCAGUAUGGGUUGACUACCAAGACCGUCAAUUGGCCGAAAAGCUGCGUGAGUUCCGAUCCCCGCAACCUAUUGACCCCAAUGUUAAUGUCGAAGUUAUCCCUUCCUCGGCUGAUUUGUUUAUUUAUUACCGGCAGGCUCUUGCUCAAAUGAUCAAAAUGUCUACUGGGGCGCCCCUGCUCCGACUCAGCCGCGUCUUUGCCAAAUGGCUAUCAAUUUACAGCUCAAACAUCCUCGCCAACUAUUUGCCGCAGUCUAUCAGCAAUGAAGAAGAGGAUGUGGCUGCAGUUGGGCUUGUACUACACACCGCUGAUUAUUGUAUGAACACGACCGAUCAGCUUGAGCAAACGAUCGCCGAACAGCUGGACGAGAACCUACAAGACAAUCUCAGCUUCGAUGAGGUCCGAGAUGCCUUUUUCGCUAUUGUCAAUAACUGCGUCGACCGGUUUGUCAAUUACGUUGAAAUGCAGGCUGAACUGUCCUGGCGUGAAAUGGCUAAUAUGAACUGGGGCCGCUUGACGAGUGCGGGUGAUCAAAGCCUCUACGUAUCUCAUCUUUGCGCAACCAUCAAAAGGAGCGUGCAGCUCGCCUUGAAGUCGGUCGCCAAACUUUCUACUGCUCGGCUGAUUUGCGACAGAGUUGUUGACGCUAUUACUCUAGGGUACAUCACCGCAGCUAUGCGUACAAAACCAGUUAGCGAGAUUGCUGCUGAACAGAUGCUCCUGGACCUGUACAUGCUAAAAGGAACACUGCUAGAGCUCCUAUCGUUAUGGCCCCAGCACGAUAAGGUGAAGCAAGAAAAAAUUGAGAGCUACCGGCAUACUACGUCUAAAACCGUCGGUAAAGCGGAGAAUGUGCUUCAGGUGCUACACGUCAAACCUGAGCCUAUAGACGCGUUUGUGGACAACUACUUGGUAUUUGUUGGCGACAGGUCUGUUUCUAAUUUCCGCAAGAUUCUUGAGGCCAAAAACAUGCGACAAACAAGCCGCGUCAUGGAUAUGUUCAGGUCAAAGGCUGCGGAGAACGCCGAGCUGUCACAUGAAGCGCCCAUGCUUGCUGCUGUCCAGCUAGUAAAGCCGAUCUCUCGUGCCCGCUCCCCUGCCACUCCCACAGAGCCCGUUGUUUCUAAAUUCAACGAAAACAUCCGCAAGUUUGGUGAGUUUCUCCGUCGCGACGGCCAGCAGAGCCCUCUGCCCAAUCGGUGA
Molecule: messenger RNA, 2208 nt
Organism: Wickerhamiella sorbophila
Lineage: Eukaryota; Fungi; Ascomycota; Dipodascomycetes; Dipodascales; Trichomonascaceae
Product: Vacuolar protein sorting-associated protein 53
Exons: 1
Coding region: 1-2208 (735 amino acids)
Biological process (GO): retrograde transport, endosome to Golgi
Cellular component (GO): GARP complex
Source: RefSeq, a predicted model, not a curated record